Penicillium antarcticum is the source of this 1350-nucleotide messenger RNA. RefSeq lists its product as uncharacterized. NCBI's taxonomy places the organism in Eukaryota, Fungi, Ascomycota, Eurotiomycetes, Eurotiales, Aspergillaceae. The transcript has a single exon. Bases 1 to 1350 code for a protein of 449 amino acids. The record is from RefSeq and is a predicted model, not a curated record.
AUGUCCGGUAUCUCUUCCACGCCUGUCACCCUACAUUCCGAUGGCGCGAAGCACGAGACCGUCACCUCGUCACCCCCAAGAUCGACAGCUCCUUUAAUCUCACGGAACAACACGCGCACUUUGCCUCUGCACCGUCGGGCCAACACAGAAUACAUUGCCCAACCCCCACUCUUUGAAGAGGGCUUAGAAGACACGAUAUCAGACCGCCCGAGAAAUACCCCUUGGAACGACACCUUCCCCAAGAAGAAGUUCGAAGCCAGAGCCAGAGUCCUGUCUGACUGGUUCCAGGGCAAAUCAGACCCUGUGGAUUUGGGAGUCAAGAUGGGCCCAAACGGUGCUUUAGAAGGCGCGGGGAUGGAUGUCCGUCCGGCUUCAACAUGCAUGACACAUUCGCGAAAGAACUCAGCCCCAGUAACGAGUCGGUUCAACUUCUUCGGCUUACGGCGACAAGAGAACAAACCUACUUUCCCUGAACCUGCAGACGACGAGUUCCUCAAUCUGGACAUUACCGCAGCCCUAUCAUUAUCCAACUCGGAUGCUACCGACAACGAGGCACUGGAUGCCCUAAGAGACCAUGCCGACCAGGUACUUCGACGAAUGCAAGAGGCCUACAAGCAGCGCACAUUUGCCAUGCACCAGGCACUGGCAGAUAAGAAUGAAAAGCAAGAGGAGUUGGAGGAGACACGCGCCAGAGUCGAUCAUCUAAAGAUCCAGCUCGACGGCAUGGCGGUCAAGGUGCUUGACCAGGAGAAAGCCAUGCAGGCCAUGGCCGACGAGCUGGAGCAAGAGAGAAACCUGCGCAAGGAGGAAUCACGAAGCCGCAGUCUAACUAUGCGCGCGGUACACGAGGAUGACGAUGUCCCGUCCGUGGCGCUCCAAACUCCCCGUCGCGGUGGCAAGCGUGCAAGUCAUAGCACCUUCACUAGCGACUCUGGGUUCGAGUCUGGCGACGAGAGUGUUGCCGAUAGCGUCUUCUCCCAGCGUGAAGGUGUUGAGUCUCCAACCUCGACCCUCGCAGCACCAUCCCCCAAUAUGUCUCAGAUCGCCUUGUCUACGCCGACUGGUCCAACUCCCACCCCCACAAUCCAGAAGAACCUGGUCGCGGCCACUAGUGCACCGCCCCCUGCUCGUUCCUCGGCGUAUGAUCGCGUUUUGAAGGGACUUGCUUCUACGCGUUUAGGUAGCUCUUUCGGUGGUACCUCUUCGAAUUGCAGCAACUGCCAUGGUGUACCAGCCUCAGAGGCUUGGAGUGUUAUGGGCGUUUUGAAAGACGAGAAUCGGGGUCUCAAAACUCGUUUGGGCGAGCUCGAGGUGGUCAUUGAUGACUGUCUGGGUCUUGUUGGCCCUUGA